AUGGGGGACCGCGGCUCUAAACCAACCUGCCUCUCAGCGCAACCUCACGGCGCAGAAGUUAUUCGAGACUUCUCUGCCCAUUACUCUGGCUGCAUCGAGAUUUCCGAGCGUCCUCAAUUUCUGGAUAGGUCCAACCCUCUUUGGGAUGAAGAGUUGAAGUUGCAGGAGAUAAAGCUGAGGCAGGAGAACGGGAGAAAAGGGAGCAAAAUCAAGGACUUCAGAGAAAGCGCAGAGAAGAAAAUUAGCAAGAAGAUUCUGAGUCUGGCCGUGUCAAUAGAGGCACAGUACAAAAGAACCGACAUCUUGCGCAAGGCUAUUGAAGGCGCUGGCUGCACACAUCUAACGGUUGAAGAGUUAGAAAAGUUUCCGGGUGAGCGUCCUCCAGACUGCAACUUGGUUGAUUGUCUGAACCAAAGUCAUGCCGACUGGAAGAAUAGCGAUGAGUUCAAAAAGGGGGUUAGGGAAAUUCGCCGAUGGAAGAACCAGCCUGAAGAACGAGCCGACUCACACUCAGCUGAAGACACCGACUUGGAUCCAGGGCGUGCUGCCGUGCGAAGAAUUAUUGAAAAGACGCGAGAGAAUGCGUUCGAAGAGGACACGCAGCCUGGAGAAUAUGAGCUGGAGAGAGACAUCAAUGGCUAUGUGAUCCAAUGGGACAUAAUCGGACGCGAAAGGGUUCAUUACGACACUGAUAGCGAAUUUGACCAUGAACCAACGAAGAGCGAUAACUCUCGGUCUAAGCACCGUCCUUGGCACGGAUCGACGCCAACAUUCCUCACAUCCGAGUUCCUGGAGCCUCAAGACGAAAUUAUCCGUGAGUCGCUGCGUGGACUCAGACUGGAGGACGGGCAAAAAGGUUGGCGGCGGCGGAAGAUGGGCAACACGUUACGAGGAUCAUUUUACAAGUCAUCCUCCGGUCCCGAGAAGUAUCUCAAAUCUGUUGAAGAAGAUAUCGCCGUAGACUAUCGAUUCAAGGGGCACUUCCCGGACCAGAGGCUUUCUCUUCAGUACCUCUUGGAAGAAAAGCCUUCCAUCCCGAAGAAGGGCGAUGUGGUCCUCGACAAAAUGCGCAAUAAAAACAGGGUGCGGUACAUUCACAUCCCUGACAACAACAUGGAGUGGAUUGAGAGGGCCAUCGCACGGUAUUUCCGGGAUGACAAGCCGGAUCAUGGCAGUCUCUAUCGAGACCCUCCUGUCAAGACAAGGAGUCAUAUGAUCCUCCGUCCUGAGUACUGGAGGGGCCAGCAGCAUGCAGGCAGGCACAGUAUGGUACACGCUCGUCAUAUGAGGCCCAUGUGUGAAAGAAUAUCUGCAGAAUUAUGGGACUCGGAGGAUAACCCGGCAAACCUGGUUCUUUUCAUGCCAUACCUUCACUGGGAAGAAGACAGAAAGCGUGAGAAAGUUGCGAGGAUCAUUGAGGAUGAGACGUCAAAGCGUCGUACAAAGCGCGAGACCGAUACAAAAAGGAGGAAGGACGCCAGGAUCCAGGAACGAACUCUCAACGGGAAACCACUCCACACCACCAAAUAUCUCGAUCAUUCAGACGAAGAUCCCAUGCACGCCAAGAAAAUCAGAGAGGCCUGGGAAAAGAACGCAUUUGGAGGAACGAGUGGAAGGUCCCAGCGCACCUUCAACGAGUUGGCGGGGGGCCUCGCUCCAGGUGGGCUUAUCCAGAAUGAGUACCAUACAGAUGGUCGAAAGAUCUGGUACGUGGCAAAGUUGGAGAGCAGCAAGCACGGUCGGAUCCUUGCCGUGACCAAACUUGGGCAAUUCUUUCUCGAUGCUGCCAGGCUUUAUGACGCAAUCACAAUGCAUAGAGAUCAAACACUUCUGGAGGACUACCUCCACCACAACCCCCCGAUACAUCCUCGACGAACCCUUGACCAAUCCUAUUACUUGGCGUUGAAGACCACAAAGGCUCGUGAUCAAGUUCAGGUGGUAUUUAAAGGGACCACUAUGGACAGCAGAAACAUGCACAGAUUUCGUGAGGAGUGGGAGCGUCAUUGUCCGGGGGCUUGGAACUGCGUCAACAAGAAGACCGUCAUGGACAAAGUCCUGCAUCCUCAAACACCAGAAGAUCUGCGAGGUUGCAAUCACAGACCCAAAGGGCUAGGAAACUUCAGAUGGGAUAACCAUUGGAAAAGCACAGACGUUGACGGCUGCGAUCAUUGCAGAAGGGAGAUUGGGAAGGUCGGGAAGCUUAUCAUGGUUGAUCAGCUUUGGAUGUGGAUCCUCGACGGACAAACCAUCAUCACAAGUUUCCCUGGCAACUACGGUAGGGAUGAAAACGGAUUCGACGUGCACAGGUCCAUUCGAGACCGUAUAAGAAGUGCCACCAAAAACAAAAUUCGAUCGGUUUUUGACUUAGGACUGAUCAUUUUCGACGAAUGUGCGAACGGCCUCCUGAGUAACUCACUCGAUUCGAACAAGAAACCCCGAGUUCUCGACAUAUUUACGGAGACGAUUAGCAACCUGGCGCAUCGACAAACAGUGCUACGAGAAAACCUUCGAAUGAUGACCGCAUCGACUUCAUUAUCUCUUGGUAAUAGUUCCUCUAGCGUCAAAUAUAUCGUACGCAGCAUCAUACAAGUCAACUUCCAAGGGUUGUUCCUAGACGACAUCAAGAAAGUUAUCGACGAGCUCAACAUCAUGAUCCGAAUGAGUGAGCAACAUCGAAUCAUCUUGAGGCGAUUUCAGGAACAUGCCGAGGCCAUACUGAAUCCACAUGGUCAUUCAUCAGACAAGGGACCGUUCAUAAGUCCUGGUCGGAGUCUGGAUAGUUUAUCGGAUGAUGAACCCACAAUGUCCGACGCUGAGCGUGCGGAAGACCUCUUCAAUUGGUUCCACUCUGAAGCAGAGCGCCUUGUUUCGAAGAUUGACGAUAGAAUUGAGGAGCUUGAUAGCUUGAUGAAGACUGCUGAAACCACAUCACGAGAUGCAAGUAAUUUGCAGAUUAUGCUAUUUUAA
Molecule: messenger RNA, 2967 nt
Organism: Colletotrichum aenigma
Lineage: Eukaryota; Fungi; Ascomycota; Sordariomycetes; Glomerellales; Glomerellaceae
Exons: 7
Coding region: 1-2967 (988 amino acids)
Source: RefSeq, a predicted model, not a curated record